AUGAAUCUGAAUCACGAAUACAUUGCUGCUCAUCUCAGUGAUUAUAUUCAAAACGAAAACUUUUUUGAUACAUUCGAUAUCAUAGAGAUCAAAAGAAUCAUGAAAUAUUCACGUUUAACCGCCGAUGAGUACGUUACUCUUCUUAAACAGUCUUCAUCAACUCUUAAUGCCAAAGAAUUAUAUAUCAGUACACGAAAAGCAAAUGUUACUAUCCAAAACAUCGAAGAAGUUGUUUCAAUUCUUAACUUCGUCAAAAAGUACAUGAAAUUCCAUAUAUUUGAUGGAAUUAUUGAUUUCAUCAAUGAAAACGACAAACAUAUGCGUGAUUCUAAAGAAGAAAUCAAACAACAUCAAACAGAAAUAAAAACAUUACAGAAUCAAAUACAAAAUUCUGCCAAAGAAACUACAGUCACUCGAACUAAUGAAGAUCACAACUAUUCUAGAGAAUUUUUAACCAAAAUCUCAUCACUUAAAGAAACCAAAGAUUUUUAUCGUGUUUACCAAUUCUUUGAAGAACUUUCUUCUAAAGGAAAUCGCGAAAUUAUUUCAAAGGCUUGUGAAGAAGGACUUUGGAAGAAGACAACAGAUUAUGGAAAGAAUGUACUUCAUGUUGCAAGUGAAAAAGGAAAUCUUAAUCUUGUCAAAUCACUUAUUGAAUGUGGCUGUGAUAAAGAAGCAAAGUCUAAAUAUGGAUAUACUCCACUCAUUUGGGCAUCAUAUUAUGGUUAUCUUGAAGUUGUUAAAUAUCUUAUCUCAGUUGGAGCUGAUAAAGAAGCAAAAGAAAAUAAUGGAUAUACUCCACUCAUUUGGGCAUCAUAUUAUGGUUAUCUUGAAGUUGUUAAAUAUCUUAUCUCAGUUGGAGCUGAUAAAGAAGCAAAAGAAAAUAAUGGAUAUACUCCACUCAUUUUUGCAUCAGAUAAUGGUCAUCUUGAAGUUGUUAAAUAUCUUAUCUCAGUUGGAGCUGAUAAAGAAGCAAAGUCUAAAUAUGGAUCUACUCCACUGCAUUAUGCAUCAAUUAAUGGUCAUCUUGAAGUUGUUAAAUAUCUUAUCUCAGUUGGAGCUGAUAAAGAAGCAAAAGAAAAUAAUGGAUAUACUCCACUCAUUUGGGCAUCAUAUUAUGGUUAUCUUGAAGUUGUUAAAUAUCUUAUCUCAGUUGGAGCUGAUAAAGAAGCAAAAGAAAAUAAUGGAUAUACUCCACUCAUUUGGGCAUCAUAUUAUGGUUAUCUUGAAGUUGUUAAAUAUCUUAUCUCAGUUGGAGCUGAUAAAGAAGCAAAGAAUGAUGAUGGAUAUACUGCACUCUCGCUUGCAAAAGGUGAAGUAAGAGAUUAUCUAAAAUCUAUUGGAGCAAAGUAA
Molecule: messenger RNA, 1353 nt
Organism: Trichomonas vaginalis G3
Lineage: Eukaryota; Parabasalia; Trichomonadida; Trichomonadidae
Product: ankyrin repeat protein family
Exons: 1
Coding region: 1-1353 (450 amino acids)
Molecular function (GO): protein binding
Source: RefSeq, a predicted model, not a curated record